Molecule: messenger RNA, 652 nt
Organism: Periconia digitata
Lineage: Eukaryota; Fungi; Ascomycota; Dothideomycetes; Pleosporales; Periconiaceae
Source: the annotation of a GenBank genome assembly
CUUUGUUAGGCAUGAUGAUAUCACGUACCAAUCCAUAGCUAGGGCGUUUAACCUCCCUCUUAAGCUGCACGAGGCUGCAUUUGAGCGUAUGAAGCGACUUUCGAAACCCCACGCCUCACAGCCAAACUUCAGCUGGGACACGCCGUCUGCGGCCUUGACCGCCAAGAAGCGAAUGAUCCAACUCCCACUCGACGAUUCACUACCCGAUGAGGAUCAAGUCAUUUUCGUAAACGAGAGUCUUUGGGUCCCUGUCAGCUGCGUCAAUGGAAACAUUCACAUCCUGCCCGGUAUCCCCAGGCUGUUUGAAAGUAUGCUGGACGGGCUGAGGCCCCGCUUGUUACCGCGUUUGACAGACCCUGAAGGUAAAGGCGUGCUUCGGAUUCUGAUAUCGACGCCCAUGGCGGAGAGCACAAUCGCAGAAUAUCUAACGCAGCUAGCAGCCAAGACAGAGGCUAAGGGGGUCAAGGUCGGGAGUUAUCCCCGGUGGCAGAAGAACCGCAACACAGUGACGCUGGUAGGAAGGGACGGGGAAUUCAUGGAGUCAUUGGUGCCGGAAGUGGAAGAGGCAGUCCAGGGGCGGCGGGUAGCGGUGGAAGGGGAAGACGACUCGGACAGUGGUGAGGCUGAAGACAGCAAACCGGCGGCGGGCUGA